AGGGCUUCCAUCCUGAACUCGGCUGAUCUUUGUUCUUUCCUCGGAGAUCUUGGAAACCCGGGAGCUUGUGGAUGGUUGGAAACAUUUUGGGAUGGUCUUCGUUACAUGGGAUUAAUCCUCCCGUCUGUUUCAUGUUGUAGGUCUUGGCCGGAGCGGGGCACGAUGCGGGGCGUCCUGGUGGGGUCCCUCCUCCUCUCGGCGGCCCUGGUCCUGGCGGCGCCUCCUCCGCCCAUCAACAAGCUGGCCCUCUUCCCGGACAAGAGCGCCUGGUGCGAGGCCAAGAACAUCACCCAGAUCGUGGGGCACAGCGGCUGCGAGGCCAAGUCCAUCCAGAACAGGGCCUGCCUGGGCCAAUGCUUCAGCUACAGCGUGCCCAACACCUUCCCGCAGUCCACCGAGUCCCUGGUCCACUGCGACUCCUGCAUGCCGGCCCAGUCCCUCUGGGAAAUUGUGACACUGGACUGUCCGUCCAACGAGGAGAUCCCGCGAGUGGACAAGCUGGUGGAGAAGAUCCUCCACUGCAGCUGCCAGGCCUGCGGCAAGGAGCAGAGCCAGGACGGGGCGCUCUUCAACGUCUACCCGAACCCUGACGACAACCUGCCCGCUGAGAACCCCAAUCCACACCCGUACGGCGGCCAUCACCACAACAACAACAACCACCACCCUUCGGAGGAGGCCUCCAACCACCACCACCAGCGCCAUCACGACGAGGAGACCACGGACUGACCCUCUGACACUCGCCCUCCGAUCCCGGGGUUUUCUGGGACUUCAGAUCUUUCACUGUUUUGAGAAUUGCGAGACUCCUGUUUAUCCCAUCUUCAAUUAAGUCAUGGCUCUCCAAUCCCUGGGAUUUCUUCUCUAGGGAUUCUGGGACAUCUUCCACCAGUUUGAGAAUUACGAGCCACCAGUUUGUUUUUGAUGUAUGCAACCGAUUUAUCCGAUCUUCUCCACGGGUCGAGUGCUGACUCGCCAAUCCCUAAGGAUUCUGGGACUCCUCAUUUGGGGAUUCUGGGACUCCUAAUUCGGAGAUUUCGGAACUUUUUCUCUUCCGUUAUUCCAAAAAUUAGGAGACGCUGCAGUUUGCUUUCACUGGAUCCCAACUGGGAAGGACAAGAUGCAUCAUGAUUAAUAGAUUAAUAGAGUGCCAGACCUCCAAUCCCAGGGGAUUCUGGGACUUCUCAUGUUGGGAUGCUGGGAAUUCUUAUCCUCCGCCGUGUCAUAGAAAAUAACUUUGUCCAACUAGGAAGCCAACAACCCUUCAUCCCAUCUUCUCAGUGCUGAACCUCCGAUCCCAAGGGAUUUUCAGACUUCUUUUCUUGGGAGUUUUGGGACUUCUUUUCUCCCACCGUUUCCUAGACGUCAAACAAGGCAAACAUUACGACUGCUCACCUCUAUUCCUAUCUUCUCAGAUAUAUUCCAAAACGAAGCCUCGACCGGACUAGAAGGCGAUGGAGUUCAAAUGGGUUUUGUAGUUGCUUAAAGGAGGCCCUGGUUUUCUCUGGUUUUCUGAAAUGUCAAACUUUCUUUGCGUUGAAAACACCACAAAAAAAAUUGUCACUUGUUUUGUUUGUUUCCCAGAUACACAAAAGCUAUUAGUUUCACCUUUGUAGUUAAAUAAAUUAGAUUUUAACCUCCGCAACAA
This is a messenger RNA of Anolis carolinensis (green anole), 1642 nucleotides long. It is a transcript of the gene nbl1, whose product is annotated as NBL1, DAN family BMP antagonist. Bases 106 to 726 code for a protein of 206 amino acids. Lineage: Eukaryota; Metazoa; Chordata; Lepidosauria; Squamata; Anolidae. The transcript is spliced from 4 exons. Gene Ontology annotation, molecular function: BMP binding; receptor ligand activity. Gene Ontology annotation, biological process: animal organ morphogenesis. The record is from RefSeq and is a predicted model, not a curated record.